Saccostrea echinata is the source of this 3345-nucleotide messenger RNA. RefSeq lists its product as uncharacterized. The record is from RefSeq and is a predicted model, not a curated record. Gene Ontology annotation, biological process: DNA damage tolerance; protein monoubiquitination. Gene Ontology annotation, cellular component: Rad6-Rad18 complex; nucleus. Bases 1 to 3015 code for a protein of 1004 amino acids. Gene Ontology annotation, molecular function: ubiquitin protein ligase activity; single-stranded DNA binding. Lineage: Eukaryota; Metazoa; Mollusca; Bivalvia; Ostreida; Ostreidae. The transcript has 15 exons.
AUGUUGGCUCUAAAGAACUCAAGGGUGGCAUCCAAGGCUGUACAUAGUCCAAAAGACUGGACUUACCGUGAACUGAAGGAGAUAGAUAGCCUUCUGAGAUGUCCAAUUUGUUAUGAUUUCAUACAUACUGCCAUGAUUCUACCAGAGUGUUCACACACAUUCUGUUCUUUCUGCAUCAGACAACAUUUAUCCCACACCAACAAGUGUCCGAUCUGUAAUAGUGCUGCAUGUGAGAACAAUUUAAGAAACAACAGACUGGUAGAUGAUGUGAUUUUACAGUUUAAAUCCAUCAGAUCUCGUUUACUUGAAAUCACAAUGAAACACUCAACUGAUAAAGAUGUCAACUACUGCAAUUUCAACAAAAAAACAUUGCAAGACACAAAGACUCAAAGUUUACUUCCAAUUUCGAAAAAUACAUGUAAUAUUGCUACAAAAGAUGUAGCUGUCAUUGACCUCGUAUCAGAAGAUGGUGAUGAGAAUGAAAAAGAUUUUGAGGAUCAAACAUCUAAUGAGGAUAAAGAGAACAUCACAGAGGUGGAUCAAGGAUUUUGUACACCUAAAGCCAAGGCUGGUACACAGUUCACUGAUCUGAACAAGAUCGGAGAAUCCUCCAGCUCAAAGACGUGGAGCCCAUCUUAUCUUGGCAUGUUUUCACCUUCACCAAGAAAAAUGGUUCCUUGUCCUGUCUGUGGAAUAUCUUUAAAAGAAUCUGCCAUGAAUGAUCAUCUAGACAUUUGUCUUGGGGGAGAGGAAAAAAAGUCAGCACUUAGAAAGCAAACGCCUAAAAGGAAACCAAUGGCAAAGUUAGUGUACAAUCUGAUGUCAGAGAGGGAAAUCAAGAAAAAGAUGAAGGAAGUGGGACUCUCUACAACGGGAGAUAAAAAAGCCUUGAUCAGAAGACACCAUGAUUUUGUGAUGCUGUAUAAUUCUGAGUGUGACUCAUUAAAACCUCGAUCAGUUCAAGAUAUUGUGAAGGAGGUGGAGAAGAUGGAAGACAUCAGAAUCAGAAAUAGAAGGGACAAUAAUAGACUUGGCAUAGAGAAAAACAGCUCACCUGCCUCCAUAGAGAAAGCUCAGAAGGUUUACUUGAAAAAGCACAAGUCACAUUUCUCAAACUUGAUAGAAGAGACCAGACGAAGAAUGAGGGAACAGAAAGCUGAAAGGAAGAAGUCAUCAGAUGUAAAAGAAAAGAAUGAAGAAAGUCAAGCAUCUGACUCGGAGCUUGGUGGAACGGGGACAGAGUGUACCCAAAGUGAAUCUGAGGGAGACUCAAGGACAUCUGAAGGUGACUCAAGAAGGACUUCUAGUAGGAACGGGAGAAACAAAGAGACAGGAACGAGAAGAGGAACUGAUGUAAGGAUAGCAGAAAUUGACAUGGAUUAUGAUGUUAAAGUAGUCUCGUCACAAAGUGAAAGUGAAAGUAAAGUUCAGAGAAGAUCAACAAGAAACAAGGAAAGAACUAAAAAGGGUGAAGUUCAUCAGCUGGAGACAUCAGCAUUAGAAGCAUGUGAUGUGGAAGUAGUUUCUUUGGAAAGUGAUUCUGAAAGUGAAAAUGCUAGACCAUUGCAAAUGGAACAUAAAAGGACACGAAGCAGAAAUACUCAUGGAAAAACUUCAGAAGGUGGCACAGAACAAGUAUUGACAGAUACUAUAAUUGAUGAUGAAAGUGGACGUAGGAAAUCGCUUAGGACCAGGAAGAAAGCAGAUGCUGACAAAGCACCCUGUAAUUCUAGAACUCAUGUUUCCCAAAAUCAGAGAAUUCAUGAUCGAGGAGCUACAGCCAGAAUUAAAAGCAGAAAUAAGCCUGUUGUUGGAAAGAAGACAGGUGAUUCUGUCUGUGAGGUGAUAAAUGUGGAUAAAGCUCACAGGAAUAGAGAUGGUUUCAAUAAAUAUGAUGGACAGAGUAUUCAAAGGAGAAUUAAAAGAAACUACAGUAAAUUUCUUUCACAUUCUGAAUCAUCAAAGAGCAAGAAAACUUAUCAUGAAGGUGAAGUGGAAGAAAUUUCUGACACAAGUGAUGUGGAAAUGGGCAUGGAUGAGCCAUUGGAAGAGCUGAACAUUGAAGAAAGUCAGAGAAAAGAUUCAACUGCUGUAUUUGAACAUGAAGGUACUUCGGGAAAUGUUUUAGGUGUUGAGAAAAGAAAUACAGAGGUAAUAAAAUGCAAGACUACAUCAUCAUCACCAAGCAGUUCAACAAUAGAAGUGGAUAACAGUGAAGAUAAAUUUGUUUGUGUUGCAUCUGUACACAGAAACAAACCCAGUGCAGAUUUGAUCAUAAAUGUGCCUGUUGACUUGGAGAAAAUAGAUUGGGCAGAGGAAGGAGAGGAUGAUCGGAAAAGAGAGAAGAUACAGAGACAGUUUCUUGGAAGCCCUAUAAGGAUCCCAGAGAUUAACAGAACUUGUAGCUCAGCACAGGAAGAUGGGGAAAUUCUCUCAUGUGAUGACAAUAUGGAUGAGAAUCAUGAUGAAAAAGAUGGAAAGAAACAGAAGAGUAACCCUAAGAAGAGUAUUGCAAAGAAGGUCAGAAAGAAUUCUUCUGAGGCAUUAAUUGGACAUUCCUAUGAUGUGGACCACAAUGAAAGGGAUGUAGCAGAUCUGAGGACUCUUAAGACUCCUGAUGGAAAGUCGGAAUCUUUACUUUCAGAAGAGCAUUGCUGUCAAGAGAAGGAAAAAUUGAGAGAUGACCAAGAUGAGGAGGAAGGUGUACAAGUGGAUGAAACUCCAGUGAAGGAUUAUGAUGUGGAGAAUUUUUCCACCCUGUGGCCAGCAUUAAGUGGAGGAGCGGAUGUGUCCAGGGCCAGAGCUCGCCAUUUUUCCUCUAUGUCAACCCAGAGCAAUAAAUCUAACUGUAGUGAUCUGUCAGCUGUCUCCUCCCCCAUCAAAAUUGAAGAGGACAUUCAAGAAGAAAGAAGCACCUCCAGAUCAUCAAGUAGAAGGGAGAUUUUGGGAGACUUUGAGAACAGAAAGAGGAAAAGACUAAGUGAACCAGCAUCCAGAAAACGUAGACGAAGAUGAUAAUCGCAUGAAGUAAAUAUCAUGUCAAGACUUUUCCAUAAUGUCCAAGAUGUAAAGAAGUGAUGUUAAUAUUUAAAAGUGAAUUAAUUGCAUGCAAUGUGAUGGUUUCCGUUGUACAAAUUUUUAUAUUGAAUAGUCACAAGAUGUGAUGCAUGAAAGUGAGUUUAAUUUAACACCUGAGAAGGAUGACUUCAUAUUAAUCCUAUGUUUGUGCUGAACAACAAAAAAUUUGCAUCUGUGUUAUCAGGAACUGGUCAAAUUAUUUAACAAAGAUGACUUCAUAUUUACACUGUAUUUGUACAUACAUGUAUAUAUUUGUCUUAAUUAUUA